Molecule: messenger RNA, 3198 nt
Organism: Amblyraja radiata (thorny skate)
Lineage: Eukaryota; Metazoa; Chordata; Chondrichthyes; Rajiformes; Rajidae
Exons: 3
Molecular function (GO): catalytic activity
Source: RefSeq, a predicted model, not a curated record
AUGCGAGAGCGCGUACCGACGUCGGAGUGUCGGAAUGGAAGUCGAAGAGCAACGAGCUACGUCGGUGAUGGAGAAGUGCCGUCGGAGCGCAAGGAGACACUCUGUGAACUAGAAUCUACGUCGCUGAGAGUGAACGCCGUCGGAGAGCCGUCGCUUGCACUAGUGCCGGCAGUCGACCGUGGACGGUCGGUCGUGGACGCACCGCCGAAAACAACGAGGGACACGGCGUUAGGAAGGGGCGCCGAAAGAACAAGGAAAUAUCCGGCGUCUGGAACAAAGAGGGGUCCGUCCUCAGGCUACAGGAUAGAUAGCACUCAUGACGUUUUCCAGGAUAAGUCGGAGCCCAACACGCUGGUAGCUUGCUCAGUUCCAGUCUUAAUAAGUAAACGAAAAAAGCAAAACAAGACGCACUCAACUCAUCCUGCUGAUUUAUAUAAUUUAGCACCCAUUCCUGAUCAGCCACAGCCAGCAGAUAAUGAUUUUAACACACUAAACCUAGCUUUAUUAAAUGUCAGGUCUUUGGCAGGAAAACCAUUUUUAAUCAAUGAUUUUAUUAUCAGGCACGAUCUUGAUUGUCUGUUCUUAACUGAAACCUGGUUAGAUCAAAAUAACAGUGCUGCUGUUCUUAUUGAAUCAACUCCUCCCAACUUCAGUUUUAUAAGUGAGGCCAGAGUGCAUAAGAAAGGAGGGGGAGUGGCUGUUCUGUUUAAUGAUUCCCUCCAAUGCAAGCAGAUAUCUUAUGGAAACUUUGCCUCCUUUGAAUAUGUGGCUGUUAAUUUGAACUCUUCUUCCAGAGUUAUGUUCCUAAAUGUCUACAGGCCACCUAAAUACUGUGCAGCCUUUUUAGACGAAUUUUCUGAACUACUGUCUACAAUCUGUAUUGACUUUGACUGUGUAGUUAUUGUUGGUGAUUUUAACAUUCAUGAUGACAAACUCCAUGACAAAGGGACUAAAGAAUUGUAUUGCGUCAUUGAUAACUAUGGACUGAAUCAGCAUGUGACGGAGCCCACACACAACAACGGUCACACUCUGGACUUAGUCAUGUCCAAGCGUGUUAGCAUUUCUAAGGUUGUUGUGAUUGAUGCUGCCCUCUCUGAUCAUUCCUGUGUUUUCUUUGAGAGUGCUAUCUCUGUGCAGACUAAUGUUCAAAGAAAAGUAAUCACAAAACGGUACAUAACAGAAAACACCUGUGGAACAUUUAUUCAGGCUUUCUCCUCCACGCCCACUCUCCCUUGGGUCUCAGUAAAUGAGCUUGUCGAUAAUUUCAAUGUGAAAAUUACAAAUAUUAUUGAUGCCAUUGCACCCACUAAGGUGAAAGUGGUCCCUGGCAAAAAGAAGUCUCCAUGGAGAAACUUUGCCAGGGUAAAAAUUGAAAGACUUCGAAUCUACAACUUGGAACUGAGAAAUGCAAGGCAAUCCUUCUGCUCUGACAUCAUUGCCAAAAACAAUAAUAAUGCACGGGCCUUGUUUACUACUGUCGACAGGCUAACAAACCCUCCUGUGUCAGUAGCCCCUGAACUGCUUUCCACAAGGGCCUGUAAUGAAUUUGCCUCCUUCUUCACCGACAAAAUUCAGAAAAUUAGGCAAGCAGGCAGUGCCUCCACAUUAGGUGCAGGACAUGUGUUGUCCAUGUGUCCACUUAUAAUCAAUUCAAAUACCAUGACACAAUUUUAUGUUAUUAACCAUAAAACCUUGGAGGACAUUAUACAACAUUUGAAAUCCUCCUCCUGCUGCCUCGAUAUUCUACCAACAGGCCUUUUCAAAGGUGUAUCAAACCGCAUGACCUCAGACCUUCUACAGAUUGUAAACACGUCCCUUCUCUCAGGUGUCUUCCCACAGGCCCAGAAAACUGCUGUUAUCAAGCCUCUCUUAAAAAAGAAAAACUUAGACACUUCACUACUGAACAAUUAUAGACCAAUAUCAAACCUCCCAUUUCUCAGUAAAAUCAUUGAAAAGGCUGUUUUUAAGCAGCUGAACAAUUUAAUGUUAAUGAACAGCUGUUUUGAUGUCUUCCAGUCAGGAUUUAGACCACACCACAGCACAGAGACGGCUCUUGUUAAGGUCUUCAAUGACAUUCACUUAAACACAGACAAUGGCAAAAUUUCAGUCUUAGUAUUACUAGAUCUCAGUGCUGCAUUCGACACAGUCGAUCACAAAAUAUCACUAGACCGUCUGUAAAACUGGGUGGUACUUUCGGGCACAGCAAUAAAAUGGUUUGAAUCAUACUUGAAGGACAGGGACUACUUUGUGUCUAUAGGUAAUUACACAUCUGAGCGUGCAAAAAUUACAUGUGGAGUUCCCCAGGGCUCCAUUCUGGGGCCUCUUCUGUUUAACAUCUACAUGCGUCCACUGGCUCAGAUCUUGAAAAACAUCAAAAUAUGUUACCAUAGUUACGCAGACGACACACAAAUCUACAUAACAAUAUCACCAGGAGACUAUAGUCCAAUACAAGCACUGAGUAGAUGCAUUGAGCAAAUCAACGAUUGGAUGAACCAGAAUUUUCUCCAAUUAAACAAAGACAAAACUGAAAUAAUUGUUUUUGGAGCCAAGGAAGAACGGUUAAAAGUUAGCACCCAGCUUCAAAUGGUAAUGCUAAAAACAACAAACCACGCCAGAAACUUAGGAGUAGUCAUGGACUCAGACCUGAACUUAAACAGCCACAUAAAAACAGUCAUAAAGUCAGCCUACUAUCAUCUAAAGAAUAUAUCAAGGAUUAAAGGACUUAUGUCUCAGCAGGAUUUGGAAAAACUUGUCCAUGCAUUUAUCUUCAGCAGGCUCGACUACUGUAACAGUGUCUUUACAGGUCUCCCUAAAAAGUCGAUCAGACAGCUGCAGUUAAUUCAGAACGCUGCUGCUCGAGUCCUCACUAAGACCAAAAAAGUAGAUCACAUUACUCCAGUUCUGAGGUCUUUGCACUGGCUUCAUAUCUUUCGAAGAAUUGAUUUCAAAAUACUACUGUUGGUUUACAAAGCACUGAAUGGUUUAGGGCCAAAAUACAUUUCUGAUCUUCUGCUUAACUACGAACCACCCAGACCUCUCAGAUCGUCUGGGACAGGUCUGCUCUGUGCCCCCACAGUCAGAACUAAACAUGGAGAGGCAGCAUUUAGUUUUGAUGCACCACAUAUCUGGAACAAACUCCCAGAAAACUGCAGGUCUGCUGCAACUCUCAGCUCUUUUAAAUCUAGACUGAAGACUUUU